Messenger RNA from Anisakis simplex (herring worm), 936 nucleotides. The record is from the annotation of a GenBank genome assembly. NCBI's taxonomy places the organism in Eukaryota, Metazoa, Nematoda, Chromadorea, Rhabditida, Anisakidae.
CGACUGAGAAGCACACAUAGCACUGCUUAUUCGUUUAUUUUUAUCAAGAACAAUUUUGUUAUUUCUUCUGUUAUCAUUGGUGUUGAGAUGAAAGAUGAAUUUCAACGCAUAAUUAAGGAAUUCAAAGAGGUGAUGGAUAAGGCUGUUGGUGGUGCAGUGCUCAUAUCGUUCGGUUCGAUCGCUCAGAGCAGUAAGAUGACUCCGGCAAUGAGAAAUGCUUUCGUGCGAAUGUUUACUGCAUUCCCUCAUAUACAAUUCAUCUGGAAAUACGAAGUUGAAGAUGAAGUAGCCAAUGAUCGACCAAAUGUUCUCAAAACAAAAUGGGUUCCGCAAAAUGAUUUACUCGCCCAUCCAAAUAUGAAGGCGUUUAUAUCGCACGGAGGCAUGAACAGUCUUACAGAAGCGUUUCAACACGGUGUCCCAAUUGUAUGUAUUCCAUUGUUUGGUGAUCAGAUGCGUAAUGCUAAAAUGGCUGAGAAACGUCGUGUGGCCACAUUUCUUGAUAAAGGAAAUAUCACAGAAACUUCUCUUUUAUGGGCACUUCGAACUGUUUUGAGUGAUAAAAGGUUAUCUUUAAAAGUCCCACUAAUUCCAUACAUAAACACCAAUUGUAAUUAUGCAAAAUGGGAUUGCAAGAAACCCGUUCUAUGCAUUUUCAGUUAUGCAAAACACUCGAAGCGUCUGGCUAGAAUGAUCGCAAAAAAACCGUUUUCAUCAGAAGAAGUCUUUCUGAGACACAUCGAAUUUGCCGCUGAAUUCGGUCAUGUCGACAACCUGGAUUCAGCCGCAGCACAACUCAACUUUUUGCAGUACUACAUGAUUGACAUUAUAGUACCGUUUAUUGCAAGCGUUUUAUUAACUGCUUAUAUUGGUGUACGGAUGGUAAUGCGUAUUUGUUGCAGUUUCAUGAGAGUGGCGAAAUCGAAAACUGAAUAG